Molecule: messenger RNA, 1740 nt
Organism: Coccidioides immitis RS
Lineage: Eukaryota; Fungi; Ascomycota; Eurotiomycetes; Onygenales; Onygenaceae
Product: metacaspase-1
Exons: 6
Coding region: 36-1424 (462 amino acids)
Biological process (GO): proteolysis
Molecular function (GO): cysteine-type endopeptidase activity
Source: RefSeq, a predicted model, not a curated record
CGAGCAACCAAUCUCUCUCUUAGUAACCGACGGCCAUGUCUUACUAUCCUCCUCCAUCCGGCUACCCAGGUGGCCCUCCUGCAUAUCCUCCGCCGCAGCAGCAGCAGCAGCAGCAGCAGCAGUAUCCUUCGUAUGGAGCUCCCCCGCCUCAAUACCCACCACAGAACAAUUACGCUCCCCCUUCCUACCCUCCUCCAGGACAGUACGGCCACCCUCCCCAGCCCGGUUAUCCUCCCCACAGCUCCCCAUAUGGCCACACUCCUUCUCCCCAGCCUCCAUACGGACAUCCCCCACCUCAACACCCUCCACACCAACCACCGCACCGUCCACCACCUUCGCCGGGCUAUGGCCACUUGCCUCCUUCAACACCGAAUAGCGGACCUGCCUUCCAUGGGCAACCAGGCAUUGCGACGGUGAACAAUAAUGAUUAUGUCCAUGGAAAUCACAGCGCGCCGCCACCUCCCCCUUCCGGUUCCGUCGCGUUUGGCCAUGGAGCUCCUCAGGGAUAUAGCUAUCAGUACUCGAACUGCACUGGGAAACGGAAGGCAUUGCUGAUUGGCAUAAAUUACUUUGGUCAGCGAGGCCAGUUACGGGGCUGUAUUAAUGACGUCAAGAACAUGUCAACCUAUUUGAAUCAGAGUUUCAACUACGCGAGAGAGGACAUGGUGAUCUUGACCGAUGAUCAACAAAACCCCAUGAGUCAACCUACAAAGGCCAAUAUCUUACGCGCGAUGCACUGGUUGGUGAAAGAUGCUCGACCGAACGACUCAUUGUUCUUCCAUUACUCUGGACAUGGUGGUCAGACACCAGAUUUGGAUGGCGACGAGGACGACGGGUACGACGAAGUUAUCUAUCCCGUUGACUUUAGAAACGCUGGUCACAUCGUAGACGAUGAAAUGCACAGGAUUAUGGUUCGGCCAUUACCGGCUGGUGUUCGUUUAACGGCGAUCUUCGAUUCGUGCCACUCCGGUUCCGCCCUGGACCUUCCUUACAUCUACUCCACACAGGGUGUCCUCAAGGAACCCAAUCUUGCCAAGGAAGCUGGUCAAGGUCUUCUUGGUGUUGUCUCUGCAUAUGCUCGCGGAGACAUGGGAAGCAUGGUCUCGACUGCUAUGGGAUUCAUCAAAAAGGCAACUCGAGGAGAAGAAACGUACCAAAGAGCCAAACAAACAAAGACCAGCCCUGCCGAUGUCAUUAUGUGGUCAGGUAGUAAAGAUGUCCAGACUAGCGCAGAUGCAACCAUUAAUGGCCAAGCAACUGGAGCACUCUCCUGGGCCUUCAUUACGGCCUUGAAGAAGAACCCCCAACAGAGCUACGUUCAACUUCUCAACAGUAUUCGAGAUGAACUCGCCUCGAAAUACUCGCAGAAACCUCAGUUAAGCUGCAGCCAUCCGCUAGAUACGAACCUCUUAUACGUUAUGUAAAGAGUACGACUCUUAUGCGCAGCUGUGAAUAUUUCGGGGUCAUAUAUGGACCAUAAAUACAUGGUGUUUGGGGGCAGGCUUAAGUUCGCCGAGCAAUAUCUCCUAGAGCUUAUCCUUUUCCAUUACUAUAACAUGUACUUACGUUUAUACGCUUUGGCGAUUUGAUACCUGCUUUCAUAUCUUUACGUCUACUUUCAACGCGUCUUCCGUUUUCGAUCCUAGUGGUUUUACUCGAAUGUUGGGUUGCGUUUUGUGCAUCUUUUUGCUCUAUAUGUUACGUUGGCUAAUGGAGGACGGUUCAUCGGGUUAUGAUCGU